Molecule: messenger RNA, 912 nt
Organism: Condylura cristata (star-nosed mole)
Lineage: Eukaryota; Metazoa; Chordata; Mammalia; Eulipotyphla; Talpidae
Gene: MDFI
Product: MyoD family inhibitor
Exons: 5
Coding region: 151-891 (246 amino acids)
Source: RefSeq, a predicted model, not a curated record
AGCCAGUGAGAGGGGAGGGGGCGCCGGGCGGGCACCGCGGAGCCUAGUGGCCCCUCGGCUGGGCGCCUGCACCUGGGGCGCAUGGCCGGCCCUGCGCGGUGACCCCGCUGGGCGAGAGAGUAACGAGCAGCUUGCACGAGUCCCAGGCCGAUGUCCCAGGUGAGUGGCCAGAGCCCCCCUCACUGCGACGCGCCCCAUGAAGCCUCCUCUGCAGACCCGGGCCCAGCCCAGACCCCACCCCUCCUGCCUGGGCAGGAGGUAGUUGCAGAAUCCUCUCAUGCUGUGGAGGCAAGACUAGAGGAGGGCUCACUGGAGGAGGUGGCAACCCCCAUGCCCCAAGGCCAUGGCUCCGGGGCUCCCCAGGGCCCGGACAGCACUGACCUCGAUGUCUCCACAGAAGCUGUGACACGCCAGCCUCAGGGGAACCCCUUGGGCUGCACCCCACUACUGGCAAACGGCUCUGGCCACUCCUCAGAGCUGGGCAGUACCAAGCGGUCUGGGAACGGUGCCCUGGGGGGCCCCAAGGCCCACCGGAAGUUGCAGACACACCCAUCUCUGGCCAGCCAGGGCAGCAAGAAGAGCAAGAACAGCACCAAGUCAGCUGCCUCCCAGAUCCCUCUGCAGGCACAGGAAGACUGCUGCGUGCACUGCAUCCUGUCCUGCCUGUUCUGCGAGUUCCUGGCGCUGUGCAACCUCGUCCUGGACUGCGCCACGUGCGGUUCCUGCAGCUCCGAGGACUCCUGCCUGUGCUGCUGCUGCUGCGGCUCGGGCGAGUGCGCCGACUGCGACCUGCCCUGCGACCUGGACUGCGGCAUCCUGGACGCCUGCUGCGAGUCCGCCGACUGCCUGGAGAUCUGCAUGGAGUGCUGCGGGCUCUGCUUCUCCUCCUGACCCGCGGAGCCCGCCCGCGGG